Messenger RNA from Cyclopterus lumpus (lumpfish), 1054 nucleotides. RefSeq names its product aquaporin-11-like. Lineage: Eukaryota; Metazoa; Chordata; Actinopteri; Perciformes; Cyclopteridae. Gene Ontology annotation, cellular component: cytoplasm. Gene Ontology annotation, molecular function: channel activity. The record is from RefSeq and is a predicted model, not a curated record.
GAGGUUCGGCGUGACCCCACCGGACACAUGGCCGACCUGUGCGUCUCCCUGGCGGCGGUGGGCGGCGCGGUGCUGCUCAGCGAGGCGCUGCGCCGCGCGGCCGCGCGUCUGGUUCCGGGACCGGGACCGUACUGGACGUACCUGCUGGAGGCGGCGGCCGCCUUCCAGCUCUGCAGCUGCACCCACGAGCUGAAGCUGCUGAGCGAAGCGGCGCCGCCGGGGCUGCCGCUCGGCCUCGCGCUCACCUACGUGGUGACGGCGGUCCACCUGUCCACUUUCCGCGGGGCCGCGUGCAACCCCUGCGCGGCUCUGGAGAGCGUCUGCCGCGGCAGGAGCGGCGUCGGCGCGGCCGCCGUCCUCGUCGCCUGCCAGUUCGCCGCCGCGGUCGCCGCGCGGUUUUUCGCCGCCUCCGUCUGGUCGCUGGGUCUCUCCGACGUCCACGUCCGGCACCGGAGGUUCGGGUUCCGGUGCUUCGACCCCCUCGGAGGGACUCUGCUGGAGGCCGCGGCCGCGGAGCUCGGCUGCGCCUUCGCCGUCCAAGCCGCCGCCAUGCACGCGCACAAGCUGGACGAAAAACUUCGCGUUCACUUCAUCGCCGCCGUCGUCACCGCGCUGGUUUACGCAGGUGGAGGUAUUUCUGGAGCGAUGUUUAACCCCGUCCUGGCCUUCUCCGUCCAGUUCCCCUGCAGCGGCCACAGCUACCUGGAGUACGGCUUCGUGUACUGGCUGGGACCGGCCUUAGGCAUGGCGAGCUGCAUUCUGCUGUUUGAGAAGAUCAUCCCCUUCCUGUCUGGAGAGAGCGCCGUCAGGCCGGACGUCCAGAAGAAGAAGAAGAAGACGCAGUAGAAGAAGAAGAAGAAGAAGAAGAAGAAGAAGAAGCAGCAGCGUCAGUGACGUGGGGCAUAUUCACGUUUGUGUCUUAAGCUUUUUAUUCCAAAAUACCAGCAGACAUUAAUAUCCCUUUUUUAAUUUAACACUACAAAAUAAAGUGCAGGACGACGAGGUCGCUGACCUUAACUUAACCUUAAGGUCGCUGACCUUAACUUAACCUUAA